Closterium sp. NIES-65 is the source of this 3285-nucleotide messenger RNA. Lineage: Eukaryota; Viridiplantae; Streptophyta; Zygnematophyceae; Desmidiales; Closteriaceae. The record is from the annotation of a GenBank genome assembly.
AUGGACAACAAGUCGGCCAUCACAGUCGCCGAGGGCAUGGGGUUGAUAGGCAACCUCAAGCACAUGGAGCGGCGACAGGCCUGGCUGCACUACAGGGUGAAGCGCGGGAAGUUCUCGCUGCAGUACAUCCCAACCGCUGAGCAGCCGGCCGACUUCCUGACGAAGGUGCUGCACUAUCCGGCCUUCAACCGGUGCUCCGUCGCAAUCGGCCAGGUGCGCUUGGCCGACGUGGGCGACGGCGACAACGACGUGCAGCACGUGAACGCGGCAGGGGAGUGUCAACGGGAGUUGUGUGUUGGCCCCGACCUCGCUUGGGCGGAGCCGGCAUUGUGGUCGGGUGUGAGGGGAGCAGCCGACCUGCAGCAGUGGGCGAGCUGGUUGACGAGGAGGCAUCUGGGCUACAACCUGCUGUACGGCCGCAUCUCCACCUUCGUCUCCAACAUCACGCCGCUCACCGCCAUUGCCACCCUGUGCGGCCCCUCUUGCCUCCCCCACCUCCACAUGCAACCUCCCUCCCUUCUGUUCCAACAUGCCACACACCCUCCCCUCCCUUCUCUUCUAACGAACCUCAACUUCAACUACUUGUAUGACAGCGUGCCUUCCACGCUGCUCAGCAUGGCGUCCCUCAUAGAAAUGCGUCUGAGUGGCAACUACCUGACGGGCACGCUGCCAGCAGUGCCCACCAAGCUCAAGUACCUGGCGGUCAACCACAACUUCCUGGCGGGCGCCUUCCCCUCGCAGGCCUUCCAGUUCUGUGACAUGCGCAGCAACUGCUUCUCCUCCCCCGGCACCUGCACCAACGCCAAUGGCGUCGCCCAGCGCACCUCCGGCUGUGCCAUCUGUGCCACCAACAACGCCGCCCCGCCGCUGUGCAGUGGCAUUGCGUGUAUUCUGAACGCGUCCGCCCCCCUAGCGGCUGGCACGGUGAACAACCUCACGGCCGUCCUGCAGCCGUUCUACUGCGGGCCUGCCACCAUUGAUGCCACUGCUGUGCGUCUCGCCCCUUUCACCCAACUCUCUCUUCACCACCCUCCCUAUGCCCCGCACCCCUCUCUAACCUCUUCCUUUCUCCUCUUCCCUCUGGGGUGUGUGAGAGCAGCGCAAGCGCUGCUGGUGCUGAGGGCGGCACUGGGAGUGACACAGAGCAACUGGCUGGUGGACUUGCCGUGCGACAUUGCAGACAACCCGGCCAUGCCUAGCAGCUGGGUGGGCGUCGGCUGUGACACCACCGGUCAAGUCGUCUCUCUGUCAGUGCUGCGCCCCUUACAUGGUGUGCCAUGCAUGCAUGCCCAUGUGCAUGGUGUGUUACUAAUGCUUGGGGAGCAUACAGAGGAUGGGGAGUUCAGUUCUCUCAAGACGCUCAACGUCGCCUCCAACUUCCUGGCCGGAACCUUCCCAGCGUCAUCCACGACCAUGUGUGAUGCGCGCAACAUCUGCCUCGUCGACGCCUCCAAGUGUGUCUCCUCGGGCUCCUCCACGCAGCGCGCUUCCACUGCCUGCACAACCUGCGGCCUGGCAGCGUUCGCAGUGCUAUGCGGGGGUGGUGUGUGUGCGGCCAACACAGACUCGGUGCUGCCCUCCAAGACGCCCAACAGCGCCACCGCUGCCGUGCGUCCCUUGCCUCCCCCAUCUGCCUCCUCCCUCUGCCUCCUCUCCGUGUCUCCUCCCUGUUCCUCCUCCCUGUGCCUCCUCCCUAUGCCUCCACUUCCGCUCCAUCCUCUCUCUUGCUGCCCUGCUUACUGUGCGCUCUGCCAACUCCAUGUGAAGCUUCUGACGCCCACUCCCCUUCUCUCCGCCUCUCUUCAUUGCUGCACCCCGCUGCGCACCUUCCCCUUCGCAGUGUCAAUUCUGGCAAACCUCAAGACGACGUUGGGAGUGCUGCACCAGGGCCCGCAAGGCAUCGUGGUGGACCUGUUCCUCAAGCAGCGCCUCAUGCGCGGCAUCAUGCACCCCCACGUCUCCAAGUUCACCGCCCUCACCGCACUCGACCUCUCCAACAACUUCCUCUCAGGUCCUCUGCACCCGUUCGUCUUGCCGCUCACCGGCCUCACUACUCUGGGCUCCAUGUACGUUCCCCCACCACCCGCGCCCCCCGUCUCGCUCUUGCUUCUCCCGGCUUCCACUCCCUCUCCUCCUCUUCUCUCCCCUUCCCCCGCGUCUCUCCCCCUCCCCCUCUUCUCUCCCCUUCCCCCUCUUCUCUCUCCCCUCCCCACUUCUCUCCACCCUCGCAUCUUCUCUCCACCCUCCGCUCUUCUCUCCCCCUUCGCCUCUUCUCUCUCCAACACAAGCCACAGAGUCAUGAGUUUCAACUUCUUCUCGGGCUCGGUACCGGCCGCCGUCACCACCAUCAAGGCCCUCACCUUGCUGAGCUUGGGGUGGAACUACCUGACGGGCACGCUGCCGGUGCUAGGCACGGCUCUCAAGGUCUUGGACACAGAGUACAACUAUCUUACCGGCAUCUUCCCCUCCGCCACCUGGGUGCUCUGCUCUGCUCGCUCCAACUGCUACAAGGACGCGUCAGGCUGCAAGGCCAACAACAACGCGGGCACCGUGCAGCGUGCCUCCUACGCGAUCUGCGGCAGCGCUGACGGCACGGGCGUGCUGUGUGGCAGCACCGUUCCCUGCCAGCCUGAUCCCACCGCUGUGAAGGCAUCCACUGUACUGCCCUCGCCCACCAUGCCUCAGCUUUCUGUCGGCUGCCCACCCGUGCCACCGGUCACUACCGACGCCACUGCAGGUACGAAUCGGACGGCUCCUCGUGCCUGCUUGCACAGUGGUGCUGCCCAAUGCACUGGCAUGGCAGCGCAGUGCACUCUCAUGCCACUCACGUGGCACUCAUGCAUCUCCCUCGCCCACUACAUGGGCUCCGGGAACGGCAUCUCAAUGCUCCCCAUGUGCAUGCUCACGCCCCUCAUCGCUGCCUGCCCAUACGCAUGCACGUGCUUCUCAUCAUCACUACUUCCCAUGUGCAUGCCCACGCCCCUCAUCAAUGUGCUCCCCACGUGCACAACCGCCCCCAUAACCACUGUCGGCACUGAUGAACAUCAAGGCAGCGCGUCAGCACUGAUGAACGUCAAGGCAGCACUGGGCGUGACAUACACCAACUGGGCGCUCUCCUCCACCUGCACGGCCCUCGGCAGCACCGGUGGCAGCGGCUUCAUGGGCGUGCAGUGCAACUCGCUAGGCAGCCCCGUCAAGAUCUCACUCAAGUCGAACCUCCUCAACAAGCGCCUUGAGGAGUUUGCAAGCCUCAUUCCCUCGCUGCCCAACCUCGCAGUGGUGUGA